AUGUCAAAGGAUGCACUGUUCAGCAGAAUUGAGACUCUAGAGGCUCAGCUCAGUGCUAUGUCAGAGGACGGUUCAGCUCCAUGUACAGCUGAAAACAGCCCGAGGUACUACUCUAGAGAAAAUGGCCAGUUUUCCGAUGUGGUGGACUGCAUGACAUUGGGUCAUGUCGUGGGCAAUGAGCCAGCCCAUCUCGGCCCCUCAUCAGGAAAGAUGAUCGCAACGAGCUUGGACCUGAUGAUGAAAGACGCUGUUUGGAUGAAUGCUCUGUCAGAUGCGAGUAGUCGGGAACAGUGGCAUGGGCGCAGGUCCAAUGCUUCCCAGCAGAACCGGAUCGCUCCUCCAACAGAUAUUGCAGGAGUGAAAUUCAUCCAGGCCUAUUUCGGAAACUUGCAUCAACUACUCCCGUUUCUAGACCGGGUCGAGAUAUUCCAGCUACAUAUGAAGAGAAAUCAACUGCUUGCGCCUAAUUCGACAAAAAGAUGGGAAGCUUUCAAGCUCUUCAUCGUAUAUGCCAUUGGAUCAGCGAUGCAAAAGACCCCGGACAGAUACAAUUCUGCCGCUCCAGAGGACCUCUUCCAAAUUGCCCUUAAUUUCAAAGAUCCUGUCAUGCAAUCUCGUUCCAUUCGAAAUAUCGAGGGAAUGAUGUUGCUUGUCAUUUACAAUUUGCGUUCGACAUCCAGCUCCACAAUAUGGUAUCUGAUCGGCCUUGCAAUGAGAACUGCAAUCGAUCUAGGGUUGCACAGAGAGAUCAAUUAUUUCAGCCUCAAAUACUGCGAGGCUCAAGCAAGGCGCAGAAUGUUUUGGAGUGUUUAUAUACUGGAUCGUCAUAUUGCAUGGUCUCUCGGCCGGCCCGUCAAUAUUGCAGAUCAUGACAUCGAUGUCGCCCUUCCGGUUAAUUUUGAAAAACCUUUUCAAGCUGCUGCCGCUGACCAGCUGACAAGUUCUGAGGAGGAAAGCCUCACAAAGAGCCUCGGCACCUUUGUUCCUUCUAUCAAAUUGGCCCGGUUAAGAUCGCAAAUUCAUAACGAGAUCUACCGUGUCGACAAGAAUAUUUCUCUAUUGCUCCCUAUGGUUCCAUCGUUCCUGUCCUCUCUAGAAGACUACGAAAGAUCGUUACCUUCUAGUCUCUCGCAGGCUGACAAUGAGUGGAUUCAUAUGCACUGGAAUAAUGGUAUUCGGAUUAUUCUCCAACCGUUCCUGAAGGAACUUCCUCCAGACCAUGAUUUGGUUCGCGUUUGUAUGAGAGCUUCGGGACAGAUGUGUCAACUUUUCAAGAAAUUGCGUCAGAAAGACUACCUUGGUUGGGGCUAUAUCCUUGUCAACUUCAUGUUCAUGGCCGGGCUUACAAUGUGUUAUUGUCUUUUGCGAUGUCCUCGACUCUGGUCAAUCACAAUAGCAAACGAUCUACGUGCCUGUUCUUCCAUCCUUUAUGAUGUUGCAGACCGCAGCCAGUGCGUGAAGAAGUAUCGGGACCUCUGGGAGGCUAUCAUCACAAACGUUAUGGAAACCCUCGGCAAGGUGUCAGGUCAGUCUGGUUUGGCAAUCGAUGGCGAUCAUCAAAGAAUCGGCUGGGUUGAUGAUAUUGCUAUCGAAAACCCAAGAACUCCAGCUGAUCUAUAUGACUCGGCAAUUCUCUCUCAUUCUUGCCAUGAAGGGCGGUCUCCUGACUAUACAUUCUCAGAUUAUAUCUCGCAUGAUAUCAACCUAGUUGAUGAUACUCAACUCGACCCGGAGGAAAUUCUUCGCGAUAUUGAAGACUGCUCGACAGAGCUCGAGGGAACCGUGCGGAACCAGUCACAGCUGAAUGGCAGGGAAUACUUGGCGGAAGUCGAGAAUAUACUCUCAGAAGACUUUUGGGCGGGAGAUAUAUUUGGCUCGCAGAUGUUAUCAGAGCUUGUGCCAAAAGGCUCGGGUGGAAGCUUCACUUUCGAUACACCUCCCUCCCAGGCCUUUGCAAAUUAUCAGAGCUAG
Molecule: messenger RNA, 1971 nt
Organism: Penicillium lagena
Lineage: Eukaryota; Fungi; Ascomycota; Eurotiomycetes; Eurotiales; Aspergillaceae
Product: fungal specific transcription factor domain-containing protein
Exons: 2
Coding region: 1-1971 (656 amino acids)
Biological process (GO): DNA-templated transcription; positive regulation of transcription by RNA polymerase II
Molecular function (GO): DNA-binding transcription factor activity, RNA polymerase II-specific; zinc ion binding; sequence-specific DNA binding
Source: RefSeq, a predicted model, not a curated record